Molecule: messenger RNA, 2865 nt
Organism: Eurytemora carolleeae
Lineage: Eukaryota; Metazoa; Arthropoda; Copepoda; Calanoida; Temoridae
Exons: 28
Coding region: 162-2252 (696 amino acids)
Biological process (GO): nucleosome assembly
Cellular component (GO): chromatin; nucleus
Molecular function (GO): chromatin binding; lipid binding; histone binding
Source: RefSeq, a predicted model, not a curated record
UUUAUCAGAAUUUAUGGUUUGAAAUAUCAAAAGUCUAAAACAUUGGGUUGCAAAAAUAAAUAGAUAAGGAAAUCUGAGAAUAUGCUGCAAGAACUCAGGCCCUUUGAAAUAACAUGAUUGAUUGAUUACUUUGAGGAGACUUCUGUUUCAGUGGGUAAAGGAUGGAUGCUUUAACACUCGUUACGUGGAUAGUCGCAUUUUUGGCCUGCAUUCUUAUUCUCGCUGGUCUCGCUGUUCUUCUUUACAUUCUUCUUAAAUAUUACAGAAAGGACUAUACACCGAUACAACAGAUAGACAGAAGCGGGGAAGGAAGAUACAGUCAUGUAUUUUAUGAACGCGAGAAACCGGAAAUACAUCGGAAUUCUGAGGCUGCUUCCAACCUAGAUGUCGUUGAAUUAAGAAACAAUAUCAUUAAGAACUGUUCACCUAGAAGAUCCCAAUCCUUGUUAGAUAUUCCUCACCAUAGGAAAAAGAUAGAUGAAGGAAAUAUUCCUCUUUUACCAAGAAAGGAAGAGUUCGUUGAGUCUCAAUAUUUUGAUUGUCAAGAAUAUCUAGAGCCCUGUUCAGAGGACGAAUAUGAAGAUCUAGAAGAGGAUAGGUUUGACGAGAUUGAAGAACUUCCUGCAAAGAAACAUCAUAAGAAGAAGCUAAGGAAGCUAACAAAGGAGGAAAAAAUGCGCGUGAACGCGCUCAAGAUCAUUUUACUCCAACAGAAGCGCUUAGAAGGAGAGAUGCAUAGAGAAAUAUUUUUACUUGAAGCUGUUUACGACAAGAAGAAAGAGGAUAUUUAUCAGACUAGACGGAAACUGAUAGAAGGCGAACCUGUUGAUCCAGAGUCUGAUCCUAAUAUUGAAAGGGAUCCAGGUAUCCCAGGAUACUGGCUCAAGGUUCUACUAAACUCUAGAAACCUCAAGAAUAUUGUACAAGCAACGGAUAUACCAGCACUGGAGAACUUGGUGGAUAUUUCUGUAACUAAUCUUAUUCAACUCAGUGGGUUCAGGAUCAACUUCAGUUUCAGGGAGAACGAAUAUUUUCGAAAUAUUGUUCUAACGAAGGAUUAUUUAAUCAACUUUAUGCCACCUGAAGAUGCUUCGUUUCUUCAGUAUGAAGGUCCCCAGGUAGUUCAGUGUGAAGGAUGUAAAGUGCAGUGGAAUAGACACAAGAAUCUGACAAUCCGUCCUGUCAAGAAACUACAAAACCAUAAAAUAAUCACAAAGUUUGCCAGAAAGAACUCGUUUUUUAAUUUCUUUAAUCCUCCUGCACUACCUGAACCAGAACACCCACAAUAUCAGAAUAAGAAGGAUCUACUAGAAGCACAUAUACAGAUCGGACUGUUUAUUAAGGAAUACAUUGUUCCUAAAUCCUACCUUUUCUUUACUGUCCCAGACUUUGACAAGGAGAUAGAAAAGAAUGUAGGUCGAAGAAUAUACAGCGGCAGUUCUAAGUCAGGUCGAGGAACUCCUAGAAAACUAUCAGGAUCCACUCCUGCCGAUAUUUGGAAGCUCUCAACCUCAAAGAUAGAAACUCCAAGUGCUAAGAAACUGUCAAUAUCCAACCAGGAUACAGGCCGGAAGAGUGUGUUAGUUGGGAGUACAGGGAGUAGUUUAGUAAAUCAGGAUCAGGAGACAGAAAUUGUUAACAACAUAGAAGAUGAGAAAGAGAAAAAAAUCCCUGACCGUGAUAUAAACGAUAAUAAGAGCUGUUCUAUGAAUUGUUCUGAAAGGGUGGUUGGUAAGGAGGUGCAUGAUGAAGGGGAAACGGAAGAAGAAGAGGAGGGGCAGGAGGAAGGUGAUAGAUCAGGUUCAAAUGGAAUCCUAAGAAAUGGAAAUAUUUGUGUUGAGAUUGAUCCUUUACCUGGUAAAUACAAAAUGGAGUCGUCAGAAAUGUUUGAUGAGUUUCUAAAGGCUCUGGGUGUAGGGAUGGUACGAAGACGACUUGCUGGCUCGGUUGUUCCUAUUAAUGUUGUCGAAAUCGACCAAGAUGGACUUUACACCAUAAAAACACUGACGACUGUCCGGAGCACGGAAAUUUCGUUUAGACUAGGAGAACCUUUUAUUGAGGACACCCUGGACGGUAGGAGAGCUACCACUACUGCUACUAGAACAGGGAAUCUGUUGACCCUGGACCAGGUUGGGAACCCAGGGGAGAAGAACACCGUGUUUACGAGGGAGGUGGAGGGGGACAUCAUGAUUGCUAAAUUAACAGUGGAGAAUGUCACAUGUACCCGUGUUUAUAAAAGAAUGGAAGAAUAGUAAUGCAACAGAGACUAGAGAUAUAUAAAUUAAAUCAAAAAUGGUUUUCAUAUUUUAAAUUUAAAACCACAGUUUGUAUAGGAGUAUCCUAAUGGUCAUCCCACAAGGCUGAGAAUUCAGAGACACUGUGUACCAGUGUAUCGAAUAAAUUCAGCCUUUUUUAACUUUCUGGUUCCCCAGACUCUCUCAACUUGACACUUUUUUACAUAUUUCCCAGAUCAUUAAUUUUAUAUUUAGAAUACUAUUUUCAAGACAAAAAAUUAGAUUUAACCUUCAGAUCGUCAUAUUUAAAGAGUUUAAGGUCGGCAAUAAAGUCUUUAUGGUAACUCUUUACUGUAUUCUACACAUAAACUCUUAUCUACGUUGUUUGUGCUUUAUUUACUAUUUACUUCAUGAAUUUGAAAAAUCAAGUUUAAUUUUCAUAAUUUUGUCCCAGCCAUAACCUAUCCUGUCACAACACGAACUUUAAUAAUUGGUCAGAAGAUCAUCAGUCAAAGUUGCUACAAAUAUUGUAUAGCUGCGUAUAGAUUAUAUCUAAGAUUGUCUUUGUUUCUUUAGAAAGAUCAAGUUCUAAAUAAAAACUUUUAUUGAUAAAAUAAAAAAUGACAAAAUA